Molecule: messenger RNA, 1766 nt
Organism: Macrobrachium nipponense
Lineage: Eukaryota; Metazoa; Arthropoda; Malacostraca; Decapoda; Palaemonidae
Exons: 7
Coding region: 261-983 (240 amino acids)
Source: RefSeq, a predicted model, not a curated record
UUGUAAUAAAUUAAAUAAAUGCAAGCAAUACAGUGAGACGAAGAUAUAUCGUAUAUACACUACAUACACUUCAAACCAAGCUUUAAAAAGAAGUAGGAAAGUGCAGUAAAUAGAAGUGUAAGAAAAGUCAAGAAAUGGACAAAUCCUUCUCAGGAACGGAGUCGAAAUAAUUCAGAGGUACGAGGAACCACUAAUUUGGGAACAGCUCCAAAUCGUCCUCAAUCACGCCGUGGGUCCCCAGAAAUCUUCAGACAGACAAGAUGAGGGCAGCAUCAAUGAUCCUGGUGACGUUGCUUUCCAUGGGAAUGUUAUACAACCUGGUGACAUCAAGCGUCGACGGUGUCUACAACGUGAUGAGAACCACCAUCUUCACUGGGAAGGUCAUGCCACUACAGUACAUCAAGCACAAUGUCACAGUUGAGAAGCCCUGUCAGUGUAGAAACUUUUGCCAAUUGGUCAUUAACUGCACGAGCACCACGUGGCUCAGGAUGGCGGAAAGCAACGCAUCGCGAUGCCUCAUCUCUGUGACCUACUUUGGCCAUUUGGAACUGCAAGAACCAGGCCAAGGGAUUUCCUCUGCCACGACUUUCUACUGGUUCAAGCCUGAUUACACACGGGGCCAAUACGGAUUCUACAAGGAGCAUUGCUCGGUGGUUAGGAACUUCUCUGCAGCUCUGAACAUCUGCAAGGCUGAAGGAGGGCAGCUGGCUACUCUGGAAACCAUCCCAAAGCUUAAAGAAGUGACGCCUCCCCUCCGUCAGAUUAAGGGAGUAACGAGAUACUGGAUCGGACUCUACCGAGAGGGCCCCACAGCAAAUCCAGUGUGGAUGAAUAUCAAUGGAAACAUGUCAGUGACCUCAGGCACCAUAACUGCGAAAGGGAGUGAGAACUGUUAUUCAUUGUUCAAAUGGGAUUCCUGGAUUGUUGAGGACCACAUCUGUAACGAUGGACUGUGCUUUGUGUGCGAAAGAAACUUCUAUUAGUCCGAAGAACCACCUGUGUGAUGCUGUAACAACCUAGACCCAUGCUGCGAUUAACCUAGAACCCAACUGUGAUGCUGAUUUCUACCGGAAACCUUCUGUCUCAUUAUCGUCUUGCCCAAUAAGUCUCGACUUAAUAGUGUUGUUUUAAUUCAGAAUUGAGUGUGUUGUCCCACCCACUUAACUUAAUAAUGUUUGUUUCAGUUCAUGAUUGAAUACAGGGCUACAUUUUUUUUUUUACUGUAGUUACAACAGUGUGUGUAGUUGUCUAAAGCCAACCGCAGUGUUGUGUAAAUUAUAAUAGUGUUUUCACUGUGUGAUCGUUUCACUAGAGUUUUUAACAGUCUAAGUGUGUGUUUUAUUUCCAGUUAAUUACAGAGUGGCUCUCAUCCUAAGCUAAAUAUAAUCUCUGAUCCCUAUUUCACUAUAAGUUCACUUUUAAAACGCGUGCCAUCACCCUGGUUUAUAACUAGGCCUAGUGCUGUGUGACCUCUCCUUAAACAAAUGCACAGUUUUUUUUCUAGUCAUAUAGAGUUGUCGUUACCUAGAAUUAAAUGUAUAUCAUAUUUUAAAUAAAAUCUAAAGCAAUUGUGUGGUAUUGCCAAGCAUGGUUUGUUUCCUGUGACAAGCAAAGAUUGUAGUAUAAGCCUUCAUGUUCAGUUUUCCAAGUUAUUAGUCAUUAUUAAAAGAAUGUAUACAUUAAUCAAUGGUUGAUGAAACAUAACUGUUUGUUUGUGUACAUUUGAUUUUAAUGUGACAAUAUACGUACACAUAGACACACUUUUU